Molecule: messenger RNA, 1152 nt
Organism: Lachancea lanzarotensis
Lineage: Eukaryota; Fungi; Ascomycota; Saccharomycetes; Saccharomycetales; Saccharomycetaceae
Product: LALA0S02e08504g1_1
Exons: 1
Coding region: 1-1152 (383 amino acids)
Biological process (GO): ceramide biosynthetic process
Cellular component (GO): membrane
Molecular function (GO): sphingolipid delta-4 desaturase activity
Source: RefSeq, a predicted model, not a curated record
AUGCCAGUUUCUCAUAAGGGCCUAUCGAUCGGUAGCGAUACGUUGGACGCUCCAGCAGCAUCAGAAGAGCUAGAAACCCUUCACAACUUCUAUUGGGUGUCUCACAAGGAACCGCACGCGGUUCGGAGACAUGCGAUUCUCAAAUCACACCCGGAAGUGAAAAAGCUUAUGGGACCUGAGCCUCGCACCAAAUACAUUGUAACUGGCGUUGUGCUACUACAAUGCGCCAUGGCCUUCAGCCUGCGCAAUACGAGUGCUCUAUCGUGGAAAUUCUGGCUCUGUGCGUACGUGGUGGGUGCGACGGCCACCCAAAACCUAUUUUUGGCUAUCCACGAGCUUUCUCAUAACUUGGCUUUCCGGAAGCCAUGGCAUAACAAACUGUUGUCUGUGUUCACGAACACACCGAUCGGCAUUCCAUAUGCCGCUUCUUUUGCCCCGUACCACCAGCUGCAUCACAAGUUUCUCGGGGACGAGGUUUAUGACACCGAUAUACCGACCAAAUUCGAGGCGGUCGUUUUGUCAAGCGUGUUAGGAAAAGCCUUCUUUGCAACAUUCCAGAUCUUUUUUUAUGCCUUCAGACCCAUGUUUGUGACUUCGAUCCCGUUGUCUCCGCUUCAUUUGAUAAACGUUGCUUACCAGCUGGCAUUCGAUUACUUCUGGAUAACAAAUUUUGGCAUCAAUUCUUUUCUAUACUUCCUCAUCUCCGCUUUCUUGGCCGGAUCUCUGCAUCCAUGCUCUGGCCACUUCAUCGCCGAGCAUUACCUUCUGAACAUGGAGGAGGCUCUUGUAGGAGGUAAACUUGCAUACAAAAAUACCCCAGCAGAGACCGAAACUAUACAUUCGACCCAGGAGUCUGAGGUAACUCGUCAAGACGUUAAAUUUCACAAAGACUAUGCCCUUGAGACCUAUUCCUACUACGGAAUUUUGAAUUUUUUUACAUGGAACGUCGGGUUGCACAAUGAACACCACGAUUUCCCAUUCGUUCCAUGGUCUCGGCUGUGGGAACUAAAUCGUCUUUGUCCCGAGUACUACCAGGAUUUGCCAAAACACGAUUCUUGGUGCAUGGUGCUUUGGAAUUUCAUCUUCACCCAAGACGUUACCUUGUACAACAGAGUCAAACGAGUCAACCAACAUCUGACCAAGGCCGAGUAA